Xiphias gladius (swordfish) is the source of this 2389-nucleotide messenger RNA. RefSeq names its product cytosolic 5'-nucleotidase 3-like. Lineage: Eukaryota; Metazoa; Chordata; Actinopteri; Istiophoriformes; Xiphiidae. The record is from RefSeq and is a predicted model, not a curated record. Bases 397 to 1266 code for a protein of 289 amino acids. Gene Ontology annotation, molecular function: magnesium ion binding; 5'-nucleotidase activity. Gene Ontology annotation, cellular component: cytoplasm. The transcript is spliced from 9 exons.
GCAAGUAGUGGUGUGGCCUUCCAGUGUUCCUCCUAGGCUCGUAUUUGUAAAAAGACCAGUCGCUCCUUGUAGGUGACCAUAUCACAUCUACAUAUCUUUAGUUUUUUUUUUCUUCAUAAUUUCCCAAGACGGCUUCCAUACAAGAUCUGUAGUAAACCUCGCAUCUCGGUCCCUUAGAUCUCGUUUACGAGCACCGUUUACCGCUUUUAUUUUGGCAACGAAGUGCGACUUCUAAAAAUCCCGGCACUUGACGACUGUACCGGAAGGAGGCAGAACCGCUCUGGCUAACAUAGAUGAUUCUGUUGUGCACAUAGCGACAUCAUACACCAACGAAGGCUGACAACAGAUGACACGCCUUUUGCCAAAAUAACCUUUACGGCAAAACAUCUCAAGAAAAUGAUCCCUGAGUUGUCUAACCCCUCGGUGUGUAUGAGGGACCCCCAGAGGGUACAGGAGAUCCUACAGUCCAUGGUGAAGGCUGGCUCCAACACCGUGCAGGUGAUCUCAGAUUUUGACAUGACCCUAACAAGAUUUGCAUACAAUGGCAAAAGGUGCCCUACGUGUCACAAUAUUCUUGAUAACAGCAAACUUAUCUCCGAGGACUGCAAAGCAAAGCUGAAGGAGCUGCUCAAUACAUACUACCCCAUAGAGAUUGAUUCUUCACGGUCAAUAGAGGAGAAGUUGCCCCUCAUGGUGGAGUGGUGGACUAAAGCCCACAAACUACUGGUACAGCAGAAGAUCAGGAAAGACCUGCUGGCCAUGGUGGUACGGGAGUCUGAUGCUAUGCUGAGGGAGGGCUACCAGCUCUUUUUCGACCACCUGUAUGAGCACAGCAUCCCUCUGCUCAUCUUCUCUGCUGGAAUAGGAGACAUCCUGGAGGAGGUGAUUCGCCAGGCUGGGGUCUUCCACCCCAACGUCAAAGUCUUCUCCAACUACAUGGACUUCGAUGAGUGUGGAGUACUGAGAGCCUUUAAGGGAGAGCUGAUCCACAUAUACAAUAAAAGGGAAGGCGCCCUGCUCAACACCGGCCAUUUCCAGGAGUUGCGGACGCGUCCUAACGUAUUACUGAUGGGGGACUCCCUGGGGGAUCUGACCAUGGCUGACGGGGUGCAGGACAUGGAGAACAUCCUCAAGAUCGGGUUCCUCAAUGACAAGGUGGAGGAGAGGAAGCAGUCAUACUUGGACUCAUACGACAUUGUGGUGGUAAAAGAUGAAACCUUAGAAGUCCCUAACGCUGUACUGCUCUACCUCACUGGCAAUAAGUAAACUGAGAAUUGAGUGUUUACUGUCCACUGGCCAUUGGACACUUUGGUGCCAUCAGCUGAAGAGGCCCUUCUCCAGAAAGUUAUUCACAACCAACUAAGAAUGUUUAAUGAGUAUUUCUUAUUUUACUAAAAGCUUAACUCUUUUUUAAACGGGUCUGGUUUAGUACAAGUAGCUCUACCAGACUAUUCACAAGUCCAGUUGACAGCCGCAGCUCACAAACACCACGUCACCCUUCUAUAUCCGUGUCCAUUGGCCUUCCUCUCAUGUUAAUGGUUAAACUGCUUUUGGACCAUACUGUAUAUGGUGGAAGCCAGAGUUGCACUGUCUACCUACUGUGCAGUAUGUAAAAGUGUUUGUAUGGUUAUGGGUGUUUUUUAAAUUUGUUCGAGGGACGAUUGGUUUUGUAGGACAGUUCUGGUUUUCAUACAGGAUCUAAUGAUAAAGGGAAAGAAAAACGCACAAACAUAUGGCAGCGCUUGACAUUUGGUUUGAAACAGAUUUCCAUCCUCUAACAAUAAAACUAUCUCCCAGCUAAUUUUAACCAGAAACCUGAUGCUUUUAAUAAUGUUUCAUGUUUCAUCUCAGUCAAGCCUUCCUGUUUCUGGCCAUCUUGUCAAGCAUAUAGUACAGGUUGUAUUUUUCAUUAAAACUGUUGUUUCUCUUUUAUACCACCACAGUGCUAGUAAGUGGUGCACUAUGACAGCUACACUUGAUUUUGAGAGUAAAAUAAACAGGUGAGCAGACAUAAAGACAUCUAGAUCUUUUUAAAGAUCCGAGUUCACUAGUGAUUUUUAAGAACUAACUGCUACCUCAGAAGUGUUAUCGUAUUAGCAAGAAAAACAAAACAUUUUUAGAAUUGUUUUUAGACUUACAUAAUUUCACCUUUAACUGUAUGGUUAUGGAAAAGGUCAAUUCAAAGGUCUGUUACUUUCUGCAUUGCAAUAAACAAAAGUUUGUAAAAGCCUUUAAACUGAGAGUUUAGAACACAAUAUCCAAGAAUGACAUUGUUUUUUCAGUCAUUCGUGGACAAUGUGGCACGUACAGCAAGUCAUUCUUCUUUUUGUCCUCACUCAUUUCCUUUCAAAUGUUGCAACAUGUCUGAAAUAAAACUGUUUCUUCCGUU